This is a messenger RNA of Harpegnathos saltator (Jerdon's jumping ant), 1747 nucleotides long. It is a transcript of the gene frj, whose product is annotated as membrane bound O-acyltransferase domain containing farjavit. The record is from RefSeq and is a predicted model, not a curated record. Lineage: Eukaryota; Metazoa; Arthropoda; Insecta; Hymenoptera; Formicidae. Gene Ontology annotation, biological process: phosphatidylinositol biosynthetic process; lipid modification. Gene Ontology annotation, cellular component: membrane; mitochondria-associated endoplasmic reticulum membrane contact site. Bases 78 to 1466 code for a protein of 462 amino acids. Gene Ontology annotation, molecular function: lysophospholipid acyltransferase activity. The transcript has 6 exons.
AUUUGCAAUUUAUAUAAUUUGCAGAGAUAAGCUUAGUCAGUUGUUCGCUUCUUUCUUUCACGAUUGGUUGUGGAGAGAUGUUGUGGGACGAUGUCGUGUAUGUAUCGUUAUUGUUAAUCUCCAUAGCAAUUGGACCUCUCUACCGUGCGGUGCAAGAACCUCAUGUAAAACAAUGGUUCGCGACUCUCUUUGGCAUUGCGUUAGUGAUUUGUGUUUCAGGAUGGUCAGUCCUGCACCCACUCAUCACUGUUCUUGUCAACGCUAUUAUCAUAACCAGCUUAUCUUGGAAAAAAUGUCAUCUAGUCAGCCUGUUUUUCUCCUUUUUCUACUUACUGGUGAUCUUUCGAUUGGGUGAUUAUUUCGGGCUACCAAGCCCACCAACUCAUACAAAUCUUGUUGUAAUGAUACUUACAUUGAAAUUGCCUGGACUAGCAUUUGAAAUUAAUAAUGCAGCUACAGCAUCAAAUGACGAUAUUCAAGGAAUAAAUUCAGAAGCGCUCAAGAGCAUUAGCUUCAUGGAUGUGAUACAUUACAGUUUUGGUUACAUGGGAGUUUUAACAGGUCCAUAUUAUCGCUAUAGAACAUACUGGGACUCUUUACACAGACCUUUUUCCAAACAUGUCGACCCAUGGCCACUCACAUAUUAUAAACUCAAGCAAAUUGCAACAUACAUCACAAUCUUCUUAACAGUAAACCAUCUAUUUCCCAGCGAUUACACGCAAACGCUGGAGUUUGAAGAACACUGUUUCAUAUAUAGAUUUUUUUAUAUGUAUCCGGCAUUUGCCGGCUUCCGACUGAGAAUGUUUAUUGGCAUGGCUCUGGCUGAAUGCGUCUGUCAGAUGUCAGGACUAGGAGCUUAUCCAGUCUGCUGCCAGCCCGUACCUGGUCUAGGUCCGCGUGAUUACAAAGUAAUCGAAAAAUUAUCGAUGGAUGAUGAGAAAAUGAAGGAUACGGAACAAGACUUUGAGACUGUGCAUAACAUGAAUGUAUGGGAAGUGGAGACUUCUCCAUUAGUUAAGCAAACGAUGAAAAUGUGGAACACGUGUAUACAAUAUUGGAUGGCCAUAUGCAUUUACAAGAGAUUCCCUCAUAAAGGGUUGAGAACCAUGGUUACGUUAACUCUCUCUGCUUUAUGGCAUGGCUAUGCUGCAGGUUAUUACUUCUGUAUCUGCCAAGUUCCACUCUAUCUAUUUUUUGAGGACAUCAGUGUCAGAUUUUACAAUCAAUGUGACCCAAAUGGAUUUGGUAGGAAGGCUUGGGGAUUCUUCUUAUGGUGGGCGAAACUCACGUGCAUGGCGUAUCUUGGUGUACCAUUCCAAUUGUUGCACUUUUACAAGAUAAUACACUUUUACAAGAGUCUAUACUUUUCCGGGCAUAUCUUAGGACUUGUAUUAUAUUUAUUCGUACGAAUCUUAAAGAUUUACUUUUUAAAACGACGUCAAGACAAAGACGACAAGAACAAGUAACUUCUCUUCCGUUUUUCUUCGUUAAGUUUGAUUGUUCUUAAAGCAGGGAUUUCUGUACUAACAUCGUAUCAGAAAAAAAUUCUAAAACUGUAAGAAUAUGUAUAUAAUUUACUAGAAUAUGUUUCUUUUUCUAUACCAUGAAAGAAAAACGAUUCCAUUUCUUUUCGACUGACUUGAAUUAGUUUUUAAUUGGAUCAAUAAGUUUAAUCAACGAGAUCGAAUUGAUGAAAAGAUAAAACUGAUUAGUUUUAUCUUCAAGUUUUACGACAUUAAUUUUUAUA